UGCGUAGGCCUGCAGCUUCUCCUUGUUUUCAUUUUCAAAUCUCAGUUAAAAGAUUGCUAAAAAUACAGAAAAUGCUUUCCUACUAUUGACAUUUUAAGAAACUGACAUGUUUCACUAAAGGCAGUUAUGCUAUUCCAAAUGGGGUGGCAUUCAGUGAGCACAGGCACUCAUGAUAUAUAGAUAGAUAUGUGCCCAAAUGAUACCAAAAAUAAAGUUUGUGAUUCCCAAAGACAUUUGUGAGCAUUUUCAGUGUGGUUCAAAAGUAAGUGUACACUAACAGUAAUCCUUGUGAAUGUUACGGGCAGAUUACAUUUUACCGGAAUAGCAGACUGCAGUUAAGCAACACAUCCUUAACACAAAUGAGAAGAAAAGGAGAGCAAUAUUAAAUAAUUUUAUCUUUGGUAUUCUGGACACUGAAUGUUGACAUAUCAGGUAUGGACUCCAUUUUAUGACUGUAUAUCAAAAGCUGAAAUAAAGAAGAUUAAGCACUGAAGGCUUGAAGAACAGUAUUAUUAUUCAUUAACUAUAGCAAGCCCCAGUAACUGUGAAAUUUGGAACUGCCAAUGGAGGAUCACCAAUCUUACUCCAAAUUUAUACAUUUUAAAAAUUACAUUUGAAAGAACUAUUGAUUAGUUACAUGCAUGUCAAUUCUAGGUAAAAUACUGAAGAAUUUUGGACUUGAGCAAGAAAAAAUGUUUAGAGGCUAAAGCUGUAACUACAGUAAUCAACAUAAAGAUAAAUCUUGUCAAAUUAUUAUUUUUUGACUAGAUCAUAGAUGUGUUUAAACAGGAAAAUGUAGAAGGAUAGUUGUUGUUGUUGUUUUAAGGCUCUAAGUAUUACCUUGUUAAGCACUUACUUUAUUUGAAAAUAAUAGAGAAUAUAUUAUGUGUGCUAAGCCUGGACUAAUAAAUUUUAAAUAUUAGUAAUGAGAAGAUGUAAUUAAGUGGUAUUUCUAGGAAGGAUCCCCCUAUGAAUAAGUUCUUGAUUUGGUUUAUUUAGUACUUUUGUCAGUUAUAUAAACAAUGCUGUAAUGUUUUUGGUAGUAAAGUUUAUAGAUGAAAUGAAAAAAGAACAAGGUCAAAAAGGUUGCUAUUUCAGAGCAAGCUGGGUAGUCUGCUUUAACAAUUUAAGUUAACCACUAUGUUUGUGUUUAGCCAAAUGUAAGAUACAACAAUUGGGACUUCAGAAAGCAGAAUAGAAAAUUUCAUUUUCAAAUGGAAUGGAUAAAUAAAUAAAUAAAAUAUUCAAAAGACAAAAACGGACUUAAAGUAAAUGGUCUGGGAAAGAAGGUUGAUGUGAUCCUGUGAUGAACAGAAUGGGAAGCAGUGAGUGGAAGCAGGGACAUGAGCAUGGUAUCAGGUAUCAGGUAUCAGGCGUCCCAUCAGGUCUCCUCAGAAUAUUCUGCAUUUUGUUCAAGAAACAUUUUGGAGAUCUAAUAUUUUAUGUGGGAGCCGCAAAAAUGUUUUGAGGUAGUAGCAACGAGAUUUAUCCAGGAUUAAGGAAUUAAAAUUAUGAAUUUUCUGAAGAGAAAAUUAAAAAGCCCAUAUGACUGCUGGAGAAUAUAUUAUGCUGGGACUUCUCAGCAUGUCUGUCAACAAAGUAAUAUAACAUAACAGCCAGCAGUUCAUUGUAGAUAUAUCCACCUUGUAAAAUGCAAUUUAUUGUAAAUAAAUUUUGGAACAGCUUAACACAAAAGGAAAUACCACUGGUCUGGGACUUUAAUUCACAUUCAAAGCAAAUAAGGCUUAAGCUGUUCAAUUCAACUUUGAAAUUUGUUAGCUUAGCAAUUUUUCAAUUCAUUUCAACUUAAAAGAAUAUUUUCUUACGACUAAUAUGGAUAGUUCUGUUUUAAGAUGACUGUAAUAAAAUUGUGUCCUUUAGAGGUCACAAAAGAACUUCUCCCUGAUGCACAGAUUAGUCAGCUGUAUUCUAUUUUUUCCUUUUUCUCUGAAUUCCUUUGAGGCGAUAUAAAUUUGCCACUGGGAUUUAGUUUUUGGAAUGCACCUGUAGUCUGAAGGAAUAGCGGGAAUUAGCCAGCUGUACUUUGUUCAUGAAAUCAGCUUUAAAGUGAUUGUCAGGCUUGCGGCUGCAGCUCAGCAGAUAAAAGUUUUCAAGGGCAUUUCUCUUCCUAUCCUGCAGCAUAGGACAUCUUGAUGCCUUUCACCUAGCAAUCACUUGCCCUUGGAGAAAAAGAAAAGGGGGGGGGAGGGCAAGAAAAAAUGACUUGAUCCUGGUCUCUGAGUGUUGGAGUAGGUUUGUGGAAAAUUUAGUGGGAAACCCACUAUUUCCAGAAAGACAGUAAAUCAAAAUAGAAAUCCUGGAGGAAGGCUUGAGACCACAGAGCUGUGGUUAUAGGCAGAGAGUUCUAUUAACUUUUCUAUUUAAGUAUACCACAGGAAUCCUCACAUCUCUUGUGGGAUAGAGCUCAAUCUCCUUCCCAUGUGACUCCAUUUAGACUUGGAGCUUUUAGCUGGCUUCAGUCAGUUCUUCUGAGAUAAGAGAGCAGAUAGGUUUGCAUUGCAUUACUUCCACCUUUAGACACAAGGAUACCAAAAUUUACAUUUUGGAAGAAAAUGACCCAGAACUGAUGUAAAUUGAGAUACUGAUUUUCAGGAGGAAUGUGGUCUCUGACAGGGCUGUAAUAGGCACACUAGUACUGCAGUGUGAAGGAUCAAGAGGAGAAACUUGUUUUCUCAAGGUCACAUUACCACAGGUUCCAAUAACAAUAAAAAUAAUAAUAAUAAUAACAAAUUUGAAGAACUAACUAUGCAAUAAAUAAUUUUGUUUUAUUAAAGUGUCAUAAAUAACAGAAAUUGCUGAAUUCAGCUGAGGUGAUCUGGAAAAAGUAGGCAAAGCAUUUUCCUUCGCUGACCUCCAGUUAGUGAUUUGAUUAUAGCUAUAGCUGAAUCUUGAAGAGCCACUCAGUAGAAGUGGCUGAGGAAAGGGGAAUUUCUGCAACAGAUUUUUGUGAGAUCUCAUUGUUUGAGGGAGUGUUGAAUCAAUCCAAAAGAGACAAACAUAGAAUUCUAAUGUCGUUAAAACACACAGCUAUUUACAUACUGCUUCGGUCAAUUUGUUGUUAAUUUUAUUUUUAGUCUGCCUGACAGCAAACCAAACAGUGGCUCACAAGGACAUUCAGUUUACUUUUAAACAAGAGGGAAUGAAAAAGAGACAGCUGUGUCAAAAAGAUGAGCAAGAUAAGCAAAAUAAUUUAGCUGUCCAAAAAUAACACAGAGUUAUAUGACUCUUUGUCCUGUAAGAAUCAAAAUACUAUUGAUGAUUAUACAAUUAUCAUGUUUUUAGUUCAGCAUUUACAUAAAUGGAGGUAUUAUUCAGGUAACAAAGGUUUAAAAAAGAAGGCGUUCUAGGAGUAACUGAAUUUUCUUUAGAUUAAACAGAGUUGAAAUCCUUAAAGCUUAUAUGUAGUGCUCAUAAGCACAAGACAUGGGGCCAUUUAAGCUGUAAGUGAAAUGUGUAUACAAGCCUGACUCUAUAAAGAAAUGUCGUGCUAUAUAAAUAAAUAAUACAAUGCAUAUAGGUCAGCCAAGGACUGACCUCAGAACCUGGGCUUUGCAGGGUAAAACUAACAGCACCCUAAAUCCUCCUGCUCUGGAAGGCUUUCUCCCAACUUACAAAGAUUUGGAAUAUCUGGCAUUUUGGAUCAUUAUCUCUUGGUAUGGAUACAGGUUUCAUGUUUAGGCAAAAGGUUUUUACCUGAAAGACUUGUUUCAUUCUCACUAGUCUUUUUCUCUGGGUUAAUGGAGAAGAACUAAAGGCAGAGUCAUGCUCUGACCUAGAGACCUGUACAUCAUCUGCAUUUAUCCUUUUUAUCCAUUUAACCUUUUUAUCCACUGGAUAAAAAGGCUGAACGGUAACUGUAGUGUGCAUGUUGAAAGUUUGGAUGUGGAAUAUACAUCCUGAAAAGCUCUGAUUAGUGCUCAGUAAGUCCUCUAUUGAAAACAGCUGCAGAUGCCAGAGACACAGGCUUUUUAAGGCAAUUUUGAGCUCUUAUAGAUUGAGCUAUGCUCAAUUAACUAUCAGUCUCCUGGGAUUAAAAGAAAGAAAUCAAAGAGAAUUCAUCUUCUGGCAGCAUCCAAAUGAUGGAUAUAGGAGGAACAGAAUCCAGGAGUAGGAACAUCAUCUUUGAGCACUCAGGGAAAGCAGACUUCGUGAUCUCCAUGCUAACUACCAGCCUGCCUGCUGCCAGUUCUCCCUACUUCUGCCAGUGAUGACAUUCAGCUUGCUCCUCCACACAGGAUACAGCACUGAUUCCUCAUUAUGUAAGGCAGUCUAGGUCAAGUGUAGGAGAGACACUGCUGGCCCGAGCAAGCUAGUGGAUUGUUCUCUCAGCUUCAUGCUUCAUGGGGUCUGGAAGCUGGAUCCUGAUCUUUGCUACAUCUUCUUGGCACAAGAAAUUUGCCAGGUGGACAUCAAGCUCUUUCAGCAUCUCUUCUAAAAUGGAUUUCUUCUCUGCUGCUUGUCUGAGAAUUUUCCUAUGCAGAAGAGUGAAUGCUAAUUAAAAUGUGCAGGAUGAAAAGAUGGAGCAGCCAGUGCUUGUACCACCAGGACCAGACAGCUUCCAAUACUUCACUAGAGAGUCUCUUGCAGCUAUUGAACAACGUAUUGCUGCAGAAAAAGCUAAGAAUUCCAAACAAGAUCGUAAAGACAAUGAUGAUGAAAAUGGGCCAAAGCCAAACAGUGAUUUGGAGGCAGGAAAAACACUUCCAUUUAUAUAUGGCGACAUACCUCCAGGAAUGGUGUCAGAGCCCUUGGAAGACAUGGACCCAUAUUAUAUCAAUAAAAAAACCUUUAUAGUAUUGAAUAAAGGGAAGGCAAUCUUCCGAUUCAGUGCCACCUCUGCCCUGUACAUUUUAACUCCCUUCAAUCCUCUUAGAAAAAUAGCUAUUAAAAUUUUGGUACAUUCAUUAUUCAGCAUGCUUAUCAUGUGCACUAUUUUGACCAACUGCGUAUUUAUGACCAUGAGUAACCCUCCGGACUGGACAAAGAAUGUAGAGUACACGUUCACUGGAAUAUACACGUUUGAGUCACUCAUAAAAAUCAUUGCAAGGGGCUUUUGCUUAGAAGAUUUUACUUUUCUUCGAGAUCCAUGGAACUGGCUUGAUUUCACUGUCAUUACCUUUGCAUAUGUGACAGAGUUUGUGGACCUGGGCAAUGUCUCAGCGUUGAGAACAUUCAGAGUUCUCCGAGCUUUGAAAACAAUAUCAGUCAUUCCAGGUUUGAAGACUAUCGUGGGAGCCCUAAUUCAGUCUGUGAAGAAGCUCUCGGAUGUUAUGAUCCUGACUGUGUUUUGUCUGAGUGUAUUUGCACUAAUAGGGCUGCAGCUGUUCAUGGGCAACUUGAGGAAUAAAUGCCUGCAGUGGCCUCCAGAAAAUUUUACUCUGGAAACAAAUAUUACUUCCCAGCUCAACAGCACCAUUGGUGAAAAUGGGACAUUGGUUAAUUCAACAGUGGCUCCAUUUGACUGGAAGGGGUACAUUGAGGAUGAAAGUCAUUUUUAUUUUCUGGAAGGGCAAAAUGAUGCUCUGCUUUGUGGAAAUAGCUCUGAUGCUGGGCAGUGCCCAGAAGGGUAUACAUGUGUGAAAGCUGGUAGAAACCCCAAUUAUGGCUACACAAGUUUUGACACCUUCAGCUGGGCUUUCUUGUCACUGUUUCGCCUGAUGACCCAAGACUUCUGGGAAAAUCUUUAUCAACUGACUCUACGUGCUGCUGGGAAAACAUACAUGAUAUUUUUUGUUCUGGUGAUUUUUCUGGGCUCAUUCUAUCUGAUUAAUUUGAUUCUGGCUGUGGUUGCCAUGGCCUAUGAAGAGCAGAAUCAAGCAACCAUGGAAGAAGCAGAACAGAAAGAGGCAGAAUUUCAACAGAUGCUGGAACAGCUAAAAAAGCAACAAGAAGCGGCUCAGGCAGCAGCAGUGGCAGCAGCAGCAGUAACAGCAUCUGCCGAGUCCAGGGAGCCCAGUGCUGCAGAAGGAGCUGGUGGGCUCUCAGAAAGUUCCUCAGAGGCAUCCAAAUUGAGCUCAAAGAGUGCGAAAGAGAGAAGAAAUAGAAGGAAAAAAAGAAAACAGAAAGAACAAUCUGGAGGAGAGGAAAAAGAAGAAGAUGAAUUUCACAAGUCUGAAUCGGAAGACAGCAUAAGAAGGAAAGGUUUCCGAUUAUCUAUUGAAGGCAAUAGACUGACAUAUGAAAAGAAAUACUCUUCUCCACAUCAGUCUUUGCUGAGCAUUCGCGGCUCCCUGUUUUCUCCAAGGCGCAACAGCAGAACAAGUCUUUUCAGCUUCAGAGGUAGAGCAAAGGAUAUAGGAUCAGAAAAUGACUUUGCUGAUGAUGAGCACAGCACUUUUGAAGACAACGAUAGCAGAAGAGAUUCUCUCUUUGUGCCGCGCAGACACGGUGAACGGCGCAACAGUAACAUUAGUCAGGCCAGUAGGUCAUCCAGGAUGCUGGCAGUGUUUCCAGUGAACGGGAAGAUGCACAGCACAGUGGAUUGCAAUGGGGUGGUUUCCCUGGUUGGUGGACCAUCUGUUCCUACAUCGCCUGUUGGACAGCUUCUGCCAGAGGUGAUAAUAGAUAAACCAGCUACUGAUGACAAUGGCACCACUACAGAAACUGAAAUAAGGAAAAGAAUAUCAGGCUCUUUCCAUGUUUCUAUGGACUUUCUGGAAGAUCCAGCUUUAAGAGAAAGAGCAAUGAGCAUUGCUAGCAUUCUUACAAACACAGUGGAAGAACUUGAAGAAUCAAGGCAGAAAUGCCCACCAUGUUGGUAUAAAUUUGCAAAUAUUUUCUUGAUCUGGGACUGCAGUCCACAUUGGUUAAAAGUAAAGCAUAUCGUCAACUUAGUGGUAAUGGAUCCAUUUGUUGACUUGGCGAUUACUAUUUGCAUUGUUUUAAAUACACUUUUUAUGGCCAUGGAACAUUAUCCGAUGACUGAUGAAUUCAAUAAUGUACUUUCAGUUGGAAAUCUGGUUUUCACUGGAAUCUUCACAGCAGAAAUGUUUCUCAAGAUAAUUGCAAUGGAUCCUUACUAUUAUUUCCAGGAAGGCUGGAAUAUUUUUGAUGGUUUUAUUGUAACCCUUAGCUUGGUUGAACUUGGUCUUGCAGAUGUGGAAGGACUCUCAGUUCUUCGAUCAUUCAGAUUGUUACGAGUUUUCAAAUUAGCAAAAUCUUGGCCAACACUAAAUAUGCUGAUAAAAAUUAUUGGCAACUCGGUAGGGGCUUUGGGGAAUUUGACCCUGGUGCUGGCCAUCAUUGUGUUCAUUUUUGCUGUGGUUGGGAUGCAGCUGUUUGGGAAAAACUACAAGGAAUGUGUCUGCAAAAUCGCAAGUGACUGUGUACUUCCACGCUGGCACAUGCAAGAUUUUUUUCACUCUUUUUUGAUUGUAUUUCGAGUACUGUGUGGAGAAUGGAUAGAAACAAUGUGGGACUGCAUGGAGGUCGCUGGCCAAGCCAUGUGCCUUACUGUCUUCAUGAUGGUCAUGGUGAUUGGAAACCUAGUGGUACUGAACCUAUUUUUGGCCUUGCUAUUGAGCUCUUUUAGUGCAGACAACCUUGCUGUGACAGAUGAUGAUAAUGAAAUGAAUAAUCUCCAAAUUGCUGUUGCAAGAAUGCAGAAGGGCAUAGAUUAUGUGAAAAGAAAAGCACGCGAAUUCAUCCAAAAAGCUUUUGUUAAAAAGCAAAAAGCUUUAGAUGAAAUCAAACCACUUGAAGAUUUGAACAACAAAAAUAGUUGUGUUUCCAACCAUACAACUGUCGAACUAAGCAAGGACCAUGACUAUAUUAAAGAUGCAAAUGGAACAACUAGUGGCAUAGGCACAGGCAGCAGUGUGGAAAAAUACAUAAUUGACGAAAGUGAUUACAUGUCGUUCAUAAACAACCCAAGCCUGACUGUGACAGUGCCCAUUGCUGUGGGUGAAUCUGACUUUGAAAAUUUAAAUACAGAGGAAUUUAGUAGUGAAUCAGACCUGGAAGAAAGCAAAGAGAAGCUAAAUAUGUCCAGUUCAUCUGAAGGUAGCACAGUUGACAUUGGACUCCCUGCAGAAGAGCAACCAGAAGCUGAACCUGAGGAAGCUAUGGAGCCAGAGGCUUGCUUCACUGAAGGUUGUGUACGGCGUUUCAAGUGCUGUCAAGUAAGUGUAGAAGAAGGGAGAGGAAAGCAGUGGUGGAACCUUAGAAAGACCUGCUUCAGGAUUGUUGAGCACAACUGGUUUGAGACUUUCAUUGUCUUUAUGAUUCUCCUCAGUAGUGGAGCUUUGGCUUUUGAAGAUAUAUAUAUUGAACAGCGUAAAACUAUCAAGACCAUGCUGGAAUAUGCUGAUAAGGUCUUCACUUACAUCUUCAUUCUGGAAAUGCUGCUGAAGUGGGUGGCCUAUGGCUAUCAAACAUACUUUACUAAUGCUUGGUGCUGGCUGGACUUCCUGAUUGUUGAUGUCUCUUUGGUUAGCUUAACAGCAAAUGCAUUGGGUUACUCUGAACUUGGUGCCAUUAAGUCCCUUAGGACACUAAGAGCUUUGAGACCUCUAAGAGCUUUGUCACGAUUUGAAGGCAUGAGGGUGGUUGUGAAUGCCCUUUUAGGAGCAAUUCCAUCCAUCAUGAACGUGCUUCUCGUUUGUCUUAUAUUCUGGCUAAUUUUCAGCAUCAUGGGAGUAAAUCUGUUUGCUGGGAAGUUCUACUACUGUGUUAACACCACAACUGAUGAAAGGUUUGAAGUCGACCAAAUCAACAAUUUUAGUCAGUGCGAGGAACUCAUAAAAAACAAUCAAAGUGCCCGAUGGAAAAACGUGAAAGUAAACUUUGAUAAUGUAGGAUUCGGGUAUCUUUCUUUACUUCAAGUAGCUACAUUUAAAGGCUGGAUGGAUAUUAUGUAUGCAGCUAUUGACUCAAGAGAUGUAUUACAGCAACCCAAGUAUGAAGACAACCUCUAUAUGUAUUUAUAUUUUGUCAUCUUUAUCAUCUUUGGGUCAUUUUUCACGCUGAACCUGUUCAUUGGUGUCAUUAUUGAUAACUUCAAUCAGCAAAAAAAGAAGUUUGGAGGUCAAGACAUAUUUAUGACAGAAGAGCAGAAGAAAUACUACAAUGCAAUGAAAAAGUUGGGAUCCAAAAAACCACAAAAACCUAUACCAAGACCAGGGAACAAAUUCCAAGGCAUGGUCUUUGAUUUUGUGACACAACAAGCAUUUGACAUCAGCAUCAUGAUUCUUAUCUGUCUUAACAUGGUUACCAUGAUGGUAGAAACUGAUGACCAGAGUAAAGAAAUGGAAAAUAUUUUAUACUGGAUAAACCUGGUAUUUAUUGUCCUUUUCACUGGAGAAUGUGUCCUGAAAUUAAUUUCACUCCGACAUUAUUAUUUCACUAUAGGCUGGAACAUUUUUGAUUUUGUAGUUGUCAUUCUCUCAAUAGUAGGUAUGUUCUUAGCUGAGAUGAUUGAGAAAUAUUUUGUGUCCCCCACUUUGUUCCGAGUCAUCCGACUUGCCAGAAUAGGUCGAAUCCUGCGUCUCAUUAAAGGCGCUAAGGGAAUCCGCACUCUGCUCUUUGCUUUGAUGAUGUCUCUUCCUGCUUUGUUCAACAUUGGCCUGCUGCUGUUCCUGGUCAUGUUUAUCUAUGCGAUAUUUGGCAUGUCCAACUUUGCCUAUGUUAAGAGGGAAGCUGGGAUUGAUGACAUGUUCAACUUUGAAACAUUUGGCAACAGCAUGAUCUGCCUAUUUCAAAUCACCACAUCUGCUGGCUGGGACGGUUUGUUAGCCCCAAUUCUGAACAGUGGGAAGCCAGACUGUGACCCUGAGAAACCUCAUCCAGGGAGCUCUGUUAAAGGAGACUGCGGCAACCCUUCCGUUGGGAUUUUCUUCUUUGUCAGCUACAUCAUCAUAUCCUUUCUGGUAGUGGUGAACAUGUACAUUGCUGUGAUUCUGGAGAACUUUGGUGUUGCCACUGAAGAAAGUGCUGAGCCUCUGAGUGAGGAUGACUUUGAGAUGUUCUAUGAAGUCUGGGAGAAGUUUGAUCCAGAUGCAACACAAUUUAUGGAAUUUGAGAAACUGUCUGAUUUUGCAGCAGCACUUGAUCCACCUCUUCACCUACCCAAACCAAACAAAGUCCAGCUUAUUGCAAUGGAUCUGCCCAUGGUAAGCGGUGACAGAAUUCACUGCCUUGACAUCUUGUUUGCUUUCACAAAGCGUGUCUUGGGGGAAAGUGGGGAGAUGGAUGCCCUCAGAAUACAAAUGGAAGACCGAUUUAUGGCAUCAAACCCUUCAAAAGCUUCCUAUGAACCAAUUACAACAACAUUAAAAAGAAAACAAGAAGAAGUAUCUGCUGUCAUUAUUCAGCGUGCUUACAGACGUCACCUUUUAAAACGAACAGUAAAACAAGCUUCCUUUAUCUAUAACAAAAACAAAAUGGAAGGAGGAGCUGGUCAGGGUAUGAAAGAUGAAACCCUUAUUGACAAGUUAAAUGAAAACUCAUUUACAGAGAAAACUGAUAUAACCGCAUCAACAGCAGUUUGUCCACCUUCUUAUGAUCGUGUAACAAGGCUAGUCAAAGAAAAGCAUGAAAAGGAAGACAAAGAUGUUCAGAAAUAAAAAUAAAUAGCAAGCAAAAUAAUCUAUGUACAAAACAGUUCAUAGCCUGUAAGGGUAUUGUGUUUGUGUCAACAGGACUCCUGCUGGAGGUCUAUGCCAAACUGACAAUUUUUACAAAUAUACUGUACAUUAAAGGUCAGUGCCUAUUAAAAGACAGUGACCCCUCGUCAGUAACUGUGACCAUGACAUGGGGAAACAACCUUGACAGGAGGUUACUGUUCUCACUACCAGCUGACACUGCUGAAGAGGAGAGAAAAAAUGGCUACUCAGACUGUAGGGACCAGCUAAAGGGGUGCAAACCAAGUAGUUGUGUGUUUAGCAUAAAACAAUACAAUAACUAUAUCCACUGUUUGCAUUUCAACUGCCACAUAUGUCAUAUUUUUACAAAUCUCUGUUGGUGGAUUCAUCUUUUUUUUAUUCAUAUGUUGUGACUAUUUUUGUAAAUGGGGCUUCUGUUGGGGAAGGAGGUCAAGCACUACUUUACAGGUAUAAGAGCCAGGUGUUCUACUAUGCGACUAAUAUAAACACAGAAAUGAUUUGCAUGAAGGCAUGCUGCACUUAUAGAUCAUGCAUGAAAAUAACAUUAAGUCACAAAGAACAACUGAUUUUAGCUCAGUGUUUCUGGAAAGGAAUAAUAAAUUCUGAGGUGCUUAAUUAAUGUAUUCAUGUUGUAUCACAUCCAAACCAGUCUUGGUAUGCCUGUAAAGUCCCCUGUAACUCACAAGAACAGUAAAUCCAUAUUUUUUUAUUACUUUUUUUUUUGCACAGACCAUUAAGUUUCAGACAAUGCAAACUUCUUUCUAGGUCUGGAGUCACAGAUUCUGUAUUUGUCAAAUGUCCGUCUGCAUACAAAAUGAACCUGCCCUCAAAUCGCCAAAAUAAUAAGAAAGAGCCCUUUGUAACGUUGUUCUGCUUUAUCCUGCAGUAUUGUUUAGCCAUCUUCAGCUCUCAGUAAGGCUGAUGUUGUGUAUGUUAAAGAAAAGCCCUCUGCUAUGUAAAUAGUAAUUUUUAACCUGUGGUGCAUGUUUGAGCAAACAGAUAAUGAUGACCUGAGCACAUUUAUUGCAUCAAAUAUGUACCACAAUAAGUGUAGCCUGCAAGCUUUCAACAGGUUAAACUACGUAUUAUCUACCAUUAUAGAUAGUUUGGAUGCUAUCAGUGCAUGUUUAUAUUGCCUAUGCUGCUGUUCCUUUGACUGUCCAGGAUUCUUAAAUAUGGGAAGCCAUACAUCAGAACUAAAUGAAAUAAACUAUUCAAUGAGACCUCAUUCCUCCAUACCAUUAAGCAAUAUUUUGCAGCUGUUUAGGAGCUUAUUUGGUUUACAUUUUUGAAUUUUCAGUGAAAAGCAUAUAGUGUAUAUCCAAACUGUACAGAUGUUUAAAAAUACUAAACCUGUUGAAAAUAAUAUUAGAAUUUUAUAAGCAAAUAUAAAUACUGUAAAAAUCAUUUUAUUUUAUUUUUCAGCAUUAUGUACAUAAAACAAGAACUGAAUUUUAUCUUCAGGUUGAUGGCACACCAUUUUAUUUUUACUUUCUGUUGAUACCACUUUUCCACAGAAGAACUCCAGAGAACAAGAUGUGACUAAGAAAACAGAUAGCUGUCUUAUUUUUUUACUGUAUUUGAAAACAUGUCAAUACUUUCUGCAAAAUAAGUUCAUAAUUUGCUUUUAAAACUCUAAGUUGUUUUUUGUUGUUGUUGUUGUUGUUGUUUUUUUUGAGUUGAAAAGAGAUGUGAAGUUUUAAUUGAAUGUCUAAGCAGUGCCUGCAUCACAAGUUUUCAGAUACACUAUUCCUUUCACAGAAUCUUUUUUUUCCUCAUAUUUACUCACCUAUGUUUUUAUUAUUAUUAUUCACACUGCACUAGAACAGUUCUAAAUGUUAUAUUGGGUCCACAGUAUUUUUUCACAAAGAGAAAGUAGCAAAAUUGUAUAAUCAAACACAUCAGGACAUUUUAUGUUUCUUACACAGGAAAAUUAAAUAUAGAUUACUUUUACUAAGAUUAUUGACUAAUACUAUAUUAGUGAACUGCAUGCAGGAAAAUGCUACUAUUACCCUAACUGAUGCUAAAUAACAUCAUUAAUGCGCCAAAAUAAUAAAGAUUACAUUUUUUUAUUGUA
Molecule: messenger RNA, 12699 nt
Organism: Anas platyrhynchos (mallard)
Lineage: Eukaryota; Metazoa; Chordata; Aves; Anseriformes; Anatidae
Source: RefSeq, a predicted model, not a curated record